AUGGACAUCGACGUGGAGAGCUUGCGUAAGUCGACUGAUAUUACCAUCGAUACGCCCGACGACGGCACAUGUCUCACUGAUACCCCUGAGGACAGCACCUCUCUUGCUCCGCUUAUAACCAACUUCCCCCCCAGCGAAGCGAAUAAGCCCAUCUGCCGCAGACGGAUCACCGACCUUGCCGCCACGCGCGAGUUUGCCGACCAGCUUGAUGAGUCGGCUAUCCACUGCCUAGGGCGUGAUCUGUGGAGUGUCCGCUCUGCCUCUGACGCCAUGGUGCUGCUGACCGACCAGCGGCAAAUGACCGAGGGAAUGAAGCUGUUACUGGCGAGGGAUAUUGAAGCUGUUGCUACCCAGGGGGAGGAGAGAAAUUACCACUCCAUGAUGAUCAUCCUCGGUGUUUUAUUUUGCUUUAUCCUUUUUUUCCGAUUUAUUUUGCUUAGCAGUUCAGAAGCAGACCCGUUUUUCGCCGACAUUGAAACGGCCGCCUCUCCGGACCCGCCCCGCCAUCCCUGCC
Phialemonium atrogriseum is the source of this 514-nucleotide messenger RNA. RefSeq lists its product as uncharacterized. The transcript has 2 exons. Lineage: Eukaryota; Fungi; Ascomycota; Sordariomycetes; Cephalothecales; Cephalothecaceae. The annotation marks the transcript as partial. The record is from RefSeq and is a predicted model, not a curated record.